AUGAGACGACCAAGCACCCAGAUGUCUUUUGCUACCGAGUCUGAAGUAGCUACCCCAGAACGCAAUGAUGUGGUGAUGCCAACCCCCGCUGAGAACCCAGCAGCUGCAGCACCAGCAGAGCCAGCAACACCUGCCACUGCAGCGGUGACACCCUCCAGCGGAGCAUCAGCAGCAGAAAUGCCAGUUGCAUCAGCCGAUGUAGUUAUGGCAACCCCAGCCCCAAAGGCAGCAGCAAAGCAAGCAACAGCAUCUAGUGAUGGUGAUGAUGUAGUGAUGGCACCCCCGACUGAGAUUGCAGCAGCAGCAACAGCAGUGGCACCUAAUGAUGUAGUGAUGGCACCCUCAACUGAGAACGCAGAAGGGCAGCAAGCCACACCCACAGAGCCGACAGAACCGACUGCGAAGCCUGGUGUUACCAUUGUCUUUGGCCCCCCCUGCUCAACCUUUAGCCAUGCCCAAGCAGCCGCCCCAUCACCCACCAACCCGACACCUGCCAAUCCACCCAACAGCAAUCCACCCAACCCUCCGGCACCUGCCAAUCCACCCAACGGCAAUCCACCCAACCCGACACCUGCCAAUCCACCCAACGGCAAUCCACCCAACCCGACACCUGCCAAACCACCCAACGGCAAUCCACCCAAUGGCAAUCCACCCAACCCCACACCUGCCAAUCCACCCAACCCUCCAACAGCUGGCAAUCCACCCAAUCCACCCAAUGCAUUGGCAGCUGGCAAUCCACCCAACCAACCCUCAGGUAGCAAUCCACCACCAGCAGAGCCAGCCGAUGACCCUGAAGUGUCCAAAAACGCAGCCAAGAACCAAUAUAUGCGAUAUUACCGCUCUUUGCGCAGUCUGAACUGUCCCCCAGCUGUUCGGCAGAAGUUUGACGAAGCCAACGAAUGCCCACCUGCAGAAUGUCAGCAGAAACUACAAGAGCUCUUCGAAGAGUUUAAGCGUUGCAACGGUCCCACAGCACAGCAACCUGCGGCAUUUGGAAAUGGCUCACCCGUAGAGCUCAAGGCCCGAUAUUCAGAAGACAUGGUGGACAAGCUUUGCCGAGAGAAGGAGAUGAAGUUGUUCUAUUGCUGGUACGAGGACAGCACCAGCACAGUUGAUCAGUACGAGCAGCGACAGAACCUGGUGCAUGAGACCGGGUAUGGUGGAGAAGAUGAUCAGGAUGGGGAUGGUGGAGCAGCCCCUUCAAUCCCCAACAAAGGGAAGGGUGUUGGAAAAAAUGGUGGCAAGGGAAACAAAGGAGGCAAGGGAGGCAAAGGUGGCAAGGGUGGUGCGUCCAUCCCUGUUCCAAAAGUGCCCAAAGAGAAGAAACCCAAGACUCCGAACCAGUUGGCGCGGGCAGCUAUUGCGACUGCAAACAACAAUAUCUUGGAGAUCUCCCAGCUGAACCUGAAGUUGGCCAAAGCUGGGGUGACCGCUUUGGUCCAGCAGUUGGCUGUCAGCGAGACCGAACUUCGGGCGGGGAAGACAUCCCUGGAGACUGCUUUGGCGAUGGACCAGGAUCUGGUUCAGCCAACCAAUGUGUUGGAAGAUAUCAACAAGGCCUUCAAGGCGACCAGUUGUGCCGAGCUUCAGCGCUCAGCUGCGGCUGCAGUGGCAGAAGCGCAGGUGCCAGUUCUGCUUCCCCACGAGGUCUACCACUAUUUGUAUGCAUCCAAAAAGGUCAAACUCGAUGUGAACAAAAUCAAAGAGUAUUGGGAAAAGGCUGCGUCAGCAGAUCAUCCCGGUGCUUGGGGCGCCAACGUGGUCGGGUUAUAUGGUGAUGAUUGCAAAUACAACAAUGUUGGCGAAAAGGUGAUUGUCAUUGCCAUGAACUUGGUUCUGUUUGAACCCAAAAGCUCCCUGUUUUCAAGUUUGAUACAUUUUCGAUGGGCUGGACUUUACAUCCUUUUUGGUUUGUUUUUUCCCAAAUUUGAAGGCGUAUGA
Messenger RNA from Cladocopium goreaui, 1941 nucleotides. The record is from the annotation of a GenBank genome assembly. NCBI's taxonomy places the organism in Eukaryota, Dinophyceae, Suessiales, Symbiodiniaceae.